GGCCAAGCCUGGUAGGGGUAAGCGAGAAAGGCGUGCGCCACUGUUCAUCAGCCCUAUCGUGUUUGAGAUUCUCCAUGCCCGGAGGCAUAACCCUGUUCGAAAGCGUCGGUAAUCUUCUUGGCGCAGCAGCGGCCACUGAGGGGGUAGACCGGUGCGUAGAGUUGGCCAUGGUCAGCCAGCCACCUGGGCAAAGGGUGCAAACAUACACGAAACAGGAAACUUCUCCAGGCCCCUGCUUCCGCAGUGAUUGUCAGCUAACCCCGCCGCAUGUAAGUGACACGCCACUGCUCGACUCCACCUCCGCUAUCGCUGCCACUUCCACAAGGCGCUUCUGCAGACCCUCCUCUUCUCUACGUAUGCCCGCCUCGGUACGACAACAACACUCCGCUGACCUGUCAUGCCGCGAACGCCUCCGCCGCCUUCGCGACAACCUCAUGUGCUACAGUUCCCCGAAGAGCGGGACAACCAGCCGCACAGGAACCUAGCCAGUCAACAGCACACAACAUCCCGCAAGCCCAACAAGCUGCAACACCAACAAAUGCGCUCGCAGACAAAGUUCCGCAAGCGCUCGGGAUGUCGCGGAGCUCAGCGUAUGAACAGGUCCUUCUCCGCGCCGGCCAGAGCAGCACGCCGCGUUAGCCAUCGUUUGCCAUCCAGCACCAGUGGGCAAGUUUCACCCGGCAGCGCGCGCGCCCCGGUCGUGGCGUGCAGAGCGCGCGGCCCGGGGCUCUGGCUCUGGCUCACGGCGCUGCCGAUGACGAUGCGCAUCGCGACUGGCGGCGCAGCGUGGCCGUCAGCCAGCCCUUCAGCCAGCCAGACAACCGGUUACGGUGCGCUGCCAGCGCAUGCGGCGAGCACGAGGCCAGUCAUACAGCACCGCAGCAACUUCCGCGGAUGCAGGCGUGCCCGCUUCAGGGAGUGCUUCUCGUGGGCUUCCAGGAGGGGUGGUGGCUAGCUCGGCAUGGGCUCGUAUGCAUCGCCAGUAAAUGAGACGCUGCAAGAGGAAAACGCGAGGAAGAGGCGUAGAUUUGAAAAGGGUUGACCGGUGCUGGAAGCGCUCACAACUAAUCCGUAAAGAGGUGGAGUCGCGAACUCGUCCAUCCCGAGGCGUCGGGAUUACCGCUGGCUAGCCCUACCCUCCUCGACGCGGAACCACCCCUGAUUGCUGGAAAAACCGGGUGACACUUGCUAAGCUGCCUAAAGUGGAGCGUGCGGAUGAGCCUCAAAAGGCCCAGGGUGCGCGUUUGCGGGGAGAGUCGCAAGCGAGCCCCCAAGCGAGUCCCUGGAGUGGCUUGGAAAUUCUUCGUACCCGUUUGUCAUCCUCCAUUCCUUCCCUGGGC
Molecule: messenger RNA, 1340 nt
Organism: Aplosporella prunicola CBS 121167
Lineage: Eukaryota; Fungi; Ascomycota; Dothideomycetes; Botryosphaeriales; Aplosporellaceae
Exons: 1
Coding region: 398-955 (185 amino acids)
Source: RefSeq, a predicted model, not a curated record